AUGUUAAAAAAUAUUCUUACGAUUUUCUUUACGAUUUUUGUAAUUCUUUUGGCUGUUUCUUACCAAUCGUUAUACGAUUCAUAUAUUCUUAUAGGAUUUUCACGAGCGCCUGUUAAGUCCUAUGAUGGCGGAAAAUGCAGAAGGAUAGAAGAUGUUGAAGCUUGCGAAGAUAUUCAUAUUCAUCACCGAACCGGACACGCUUUUAUGGCUUGCGGAAGCGAGUAUGAAAGACUUCAUGGUUAUUUCCCACCAAUCGAUAUUUUUAACAGUUCUCACCACAUAAGAGAUACUCCCCAAAUUUAUGAUAUCAAUAAAGAUAUUUUUAUUCCACUUGUUCUAAAAAAUUAUCCACCUGAAGAAGACUUUAUAUCUCAUGGGUUCGGCAUUUAUGAAGAUCCUGAAAAUGAAAAUAAAUUAUACAUGUUCUUCAUCAAUCAUAAAAAAACCGGAAGCGUUGUGGAAAAGUUUGAACAUAUUUUACAUACAAACGAAUUAAUUCAUUUGGAAACCAUUGAACAUGAAUUAAUCAACACUCCAAAUGAUGUAGUUCCCGUUUCAAAACAUGAAUUUUAUUUUACUAAUGAUCAUUAUUAUAGACAAGGUUUUUUGAAAACUAUUGAAAGAUUUCAUUCAUCAAUUACGAAUGAAACUAAAAUUGUCGUUGAUGGAUUACGAUAUGCUAAUGGAAUUAACGCGAAUUGGGAUUACUCUCUUAUUUAUGUUUCUGCAACAGGUGGUGGUGAAGUAAAUAUAUACGAAAGAAACAAGAAUAGUAACGAACUCAGAUUAAAAGAGAGAAUAUUCACAGGAUAUCCGGUUGAUAAUAUUAGUGUUGACGAUAUAACCGGUGAACUUUAUCUUACUAUUGCUCACAAGGCCUUUCUUAUUCUCCCUUACGUUGAGGAUCGAACAUAUCCUACGCCACCUUUUGGAGUAUUAAGGAUUAGUAAUAAUACCGAAGAAGAUAAAUUUUAUGGCGUAAAUUAUUCUAAAAAAGUUAUUUUUGAAGAUGAUGGAAAUUUGUAUAAUUUGGCAUCGGUUUCUGCUGUGGAUAGAAAAAGAAAUGUUUUGCUUGUUGGCUCUUUCGUUGCUAAGGAUAUUUUAAGAUAUGGCAGUGAAGAAAUUAAUCGUGAUGAAACAUAUCCUUUUAAAAGAGGUCCUUGCUUUGGAGAAUUUUUAAGUUGGUAUUAA
This is a messenger RNA of Funneliformis mosseae, 1191 nucleotides long. Lineage: Eukaryota; Fungi; Glomeromycota; Glomeromycetes; Glomerales; Glomeraceae. The record is from the annotation of a GenBank genome assembly.